This is a messenger RNA of Varanus komodoensis (Komodo dragon), 1050 nucleotides long. Its product is annotated as neurobeachin-like protein 1. NCBI's taxonomy places the organism in Eukaryota, Metazoa, Chordata, Lepidosauria, Squamata, Varanidae. Bases 245 to 1009 code for a protein of 254 amino acids. The transcript is spliced from 5 exons. The record is from RefSeq and is a predicted model, not a curated record.
UCCCCGGAGGGGACCGGGGGAAGACCCGAACGCUCCUACUUUCGGUGUACACAUUAAGUAUACAAUAACCUCUGUCUGCACAAAUUCUGCACCUUUCCUAAUGGUGAUAAAUAAUAAAAUAAUAGCAUUUUUAGAGACUUAAAGGUCCAAUAGCUGUCGAGAAGACAUGCCUUCCAUUCGGUAUCCUCCACUUUCUGCAACAGCCCUGUAGAUCCAUUUGCCCGCCAGAAACUUCACACCAGAAAUGAUCUCUCAGCGAUUGUCCUUGAGAUGGCAAACAGAUGAUUUUGACAGUGUUGGUCUCUUCCUUCCUGGCCAAAGGAAGGAAGUGUUUAAGGAGAGGAUUGGUUAUGCCCAUCUAUUUGAGGUCCUAAAAUCUAUGGGUCAGCCUUCAUGGGAACUACUUGAAGAACUUAUGAAUAUGGCUGUUGAAGGUGACCACGCCUCAGCUGGGAUGUUGGGCAUCAGUAACGUUCAGCCCUUGCUGCUGCUGAUCCAGUGGCUUCCAGAGCUGGAGUCGUGUGAUCUUCAGGUCUUCAUCUCCAACCUGCUGAAGCGAAUCUGUUGCCUGAACCAGCAGAGCUGGGCCACCUGCGUCAAUACAAACAUGGUCAUCCAUAUCAUCAAGACACUCAGUCAGCACGCCCUGCCGCAUGGAGCCUGUGCAGAGAACCUGAUCACCCUCUUGGGUGUUUUGGGCAGCCAGUCCAUGAGCUCUGAAGAGCUGCACCAGCUGAUCAGGCUGCUGAGGACUAAGGACCCGAAGCAGACCCAUCCUUACGCCGCCCCCGUUAUGCUCUCAAUCCUGACGAUGGCUCGCAAGCAAGGCCUGGACAGUGCCUUGCAGUAUUUUGACUUGUCGCAUGGCAUGGCUGGCAUCGCAGUCCCACCGAUUCACAAGUGGCCGGGCUCUGCAUUUGCCUCCAGUGCUUGGCUGUGCUUGGACCAAGAGCAAAUGGUCCCUGGGCCCAAUGGCAAGGGAGGCAAGAGGAAGCAGCUCUACAGGUAGUGGGAUGGGCUUUGAGUCAUUCAUUACUUGCUCGUGGUUGC